AUGGAGAAGAGACCAAAGUCUUCUGGUGGCAUCCCUACCGCCGCUGCGAAGUUCCUCGACAGACACCAGCCUGCCGGACAAAGCCAGAAGGCCAAAUUCAACAGAAACGGGUUGCUUGGAGAGAGGAGGAGGAGGAGGAACCGUGACAAAAUCCAGCCCUUACUGGGGCAUCCUGCGCCGCUCUCCCUGCAGGUUGGGACCAACGGGGUCAUCUCCACCCAGGAUUUCCCCAGGGAGACCCAGUACGUGGAUGACGAUUUCCCCACAGACUUCCCCGUCGUCGCUCCCUUCUUGGCCGACCUCGACACCUCCGGUGACAGAGGGAACAUCUACUACCGGCAAGACAACUCUCCGGAUGUGCUGGACCAGGCCGCGGGCUACAUCCAGGCUGGGUUCCCCCGCACCGCCGGCUCCUUCGUGCCCACCAACGCGUUUGUUGCCACCUGGGAAGACGUGGGCGCCUACCAGGAGCUCUCGCAGGACACCGAGCCCUCCAAGAAGCUCAACACCUUCCAGGCGGUCAUAGCCUACGAUGAUGAGGACACUUACGCCAUCUUCCUCUACCCCGACGGUGGCCUCCAGUUCCUGGGGACACGGCCCAAAGAAUCCUACAACGUCCAGCUGGAGCUGCCAGCCAGGGUGGGCUUCAGCCGGGGGGACGGCGACGAUCCGAAGAGGGACGGGCUUUUCCACAGCCUGGCCAGCAGUGAGCAGGCUUUGAGGCACCUGGAGCGGGAGAGCAACGCGGGGGUACCCGGCGUGUGGGUCUUCCACGUGGGCAGCGUGGCCCCCCUGGAUCACGUGGAACCGGGGGGCGGCGGGGAAUCCGGCCCCGGUGUGCCGCAGAGCCCCGUGCAUCACGGCCCCGGCACCGGCGACUACAACCGCGCGCUCUACAGCCGUGCCGACCACGCGUCCAUGGAGCUGCAGGCGCAGCACGGCUCGGAGGCCACGUCACCGCAUCCCGACCACGGACACCAUGCACCGGGUAUCGUCCCCGAGGGGCUGCCCGCAUCCCCGGGGCAGGAACGGAGCCGCCGGCUGCAUCCUGAUGGAGAUGGUGGUGCCCGGCAGAGCUACUCCGCCAACCCUUCUUCCUACAGCUCUGGGCAUCACGGUGUCGGCGUGGAGGAAGAUGUGCAUUUUAACCCUGACGUGUUCACCUACAGCGCGGCCAGCCAGGAGACGUGCGCCCGGCACCACGGGCGCUGCUCCCCGCACGCCUUCUGCACCGACUACGCCACCGGCAUCUGCUGCCACUGCCGGGCCACCUACUACGGCAACGGACGGCAAUGCCUGCCCGAAGGGGCCGUGCAUCGCCUCAACGGGAAGGUGAGCGGGAGCCUGACGGUGGGAAGGGCGUCCGUCCGCUUCCAGGAUGUCGACCUGCACGCUUACAUCGUGGGCAGCGACGGCCGAGCCUACACGGCCAUCAGCGGGGUGCCCCAGCCCGCUGCCCGUGCCCUCCUGCCCCUCCUGCCCAUCGGCGGGUUCUUCGCCUGGCUCUUCGCCGUGGAGGAGCCUGGCUCCGAGAACGGCUUCAGCAUCACCGGCGCCGAAUUCACCCAGAGCCUGGAGGUGACCUUCCACCCCGGAGAGGAGACGGUCCACAUCACUCAGACGGCCGAGGGGCUGGGGCCGGACAAUUACUUAAGCCUGAAGACACACAUCCAGGGCCAGGUGCCAUUUCUCCCGGAGAACGUCACCGUCCACAUCACUCCCUACAAGGAGCUCUACCACUACUCCAGCUCAGCUGUGACAUCCUCCGCUCAGCGGGAUUACGUCCUGGUGGCGGGGACCACCAACCAGACCUUGUCCUACCGCCUGCGCCAGAACAUCACCUUCGCCGGCUGCCCGUACGCCCGCCUGCCCGCCCGGCAGCGGCUGAGCGUGGCACGUGCCUUCGCCCUCUACGACGGCCAGGAACACGUCCUGCGCUACGCCCUGGCCGCUCGCAUCGGCUUGGCACCGGACAAUGCUGAGAAUCCCUUGGUGAACCCGUGCCAUGACAACACGCACGCGUGCGAGGCCACGGCGCGCUGCCAGCCCGGCGCGGGGAUGGAGUACACGUGCGAGUGCGCGGCCGGGUACCGCACGGACGGACGGGGCUGCCGAGACAUCGAUGAGUGCGCGGGGGGCCUGAGCCAGUGCGGCCCCUUCACCGUCUGCCUGAACGUGCCGGGCAGCUACCGGUGCGAGUGCCGCGGCGGGUACCGGCCGGCGGAGGACGGGCAGGCGUGCGUGCCGUUGGCACCGGCGAGCAACCCCUGCGAGGACGGGACCCAUCCCUGCGCGCCGGGGGACCGGGCACGCUGCCUGUCCCACGCUGGCGGCCAUCCCACCUGCGAGUGCCUCCCCGGGUACGCCGGCGACGGCAUCGACUGCUCCGACGUGGAUGAGUGUGCCGAAAACCCUUGCCACCCGGCCGCCGUCUGCUACAACACGCCAGGCUCCUUCUCCUGCCGGUGCCGGCCCGGCUACGAGGGCGAUGGCUUCCAGUGCGCGCACGGGAGCACGCAGCGGCUGACGCCCUGCCAGCACGAGCGGCUGUACCCACGGGCAUCGCUGCCGGGACCCUCGCCCGUGGGCGACGGGCACGUGCCCCAGUGCGACGAGGAGGGUCGGUACCGGCCCCUGCAAUGCCACGGCAGCACCGGGUACUGCUGGUGCGUGGAUGCCGAAGGGCAGGAGAUCGCCGGCACUCGGACGGCUCCGGGCAGCACGCCGCCUCGCUGCGGGACCCCAGAGCCCACAGAGCGGCCCCGCACCAUGUGCGAACGCUGGCGGCAGAGCUUACUGGAGCACUACGGGGGCAGCCCCCGCAGCGACCAGUACGUGCCGCAGUGCGACGCCGGGGGAGACUUCACCCCGCUGCAGUGCCACGGGGACAGCGGGUACUGCUGGUGCGUGGACGAGAGUGGCAGGGAGAUCCAGGGGACACGCUCGGAGCCUGGCAGCACCCCACCAUGUCUCCCCAGCGUCGCGCCGCCCAGCGUCCGGCCCUCGCCCCGGCCCGACGUGUCCCCACCGGCCACGGGGACCUUUCUGCUCUACGCUCAGGGACAGCAAAUCGGCUACCUCCCCCUCAACGGCACGCGGUUGCAGAAGGAGGAGGCGAAGACCCUGCUCUCCCUCCAUGGCUCCAUCGUGGUGGGGAUCGACUACGACUGCCGGGAGAAGACGAUCUAUUGGACUGAUGUGGCUGGCCGGACCAUAAGCCGGGCGAGUCUGGAGCCAGGCGCUGAGCCGGAGACCGUUAUCAGUUCAGGGCUCAUCAGCCCCGAGGGGCUGGCGGUGGACCACCUGCGCCGAGCCAUGUUCUGGACCGACAGCGGCCUGGAUAAGAUCGAGAGAGCCCGGCUGGACGGCUCGGAGCGGCGGGUGCUCUUCGACACGGAGCUCGUCAACCCCCGGGCCAUUGCGGUGGAUCCCGUCCGAGGCAACCUUUAUUGGACGGACUGGAAUCGUGAAGCACCCAAAAUCGAAACUUCCACUGUCAACGGAGCCAACAGGAGGGUCCUGGUGAAUAAGGACAUCGGCUUGCCCAACGGCCUGACGUUCGACCCCUUCUCCAAGCUGCUCUGUUGGGCAGACGCAGGAACAAAGCACCUGGAGUGCGUAUUUCCUGAUGGCGCAGGGCGGCGCAUCAUACAGAACAACCUCAACUACCCUUUCAGCAUCAUCAGUUAUGCCAAUCACUUCUACCACACGGACUGGAGACGGGACGGUGUGAUAGCUAUUGAUAAAGAAACUGGCUCCUUUACUGAUGAGUAUCUUCCAGAGCAGCGAUCACAUCUCUAUGGAAUAACUGCAGUUUAUCCUUACUGCCCUGGAGAUAUCCAAUUCUUUAUGCAGCAAGGAAAUAGUAACUGCUACUUCGAGAAACAUCAAUCUUUGCACCCAAAAGAACUUCAGACCCAGAAAACUGUCACUGCAUACAACUAA
Molecule: messenger RNA, 3945 nt
Organism: Haliaeetus leucocephalus (bald eagle)
Lineage: Eukaryota; Metazoa; Chordata; Aves; Accipitriformes; Accipitridae
Gene: NID2
Product: nidogen 2 (osteonidogen)
Exons: 21
Coding region: 1-3945 (1314 amino acids)
Biological process (GO): cell-matrix adhesion
Cellular component (GO): basement membrane
Molecular function (GO): calcium ion binding
Source: RefSeq, a predicted model, not a curated record